Messenger RNA from Phytophthora nicotianae INRA-310, 2145 nucleotides. RefSeq lists its product as hypothetical. NCBI's taxonomy places the organism in Eukaryota, Oomycota, Peronosporomycetes, Peronosporales, Peronosporaceae. The transcript has 3 exons. The record is from RefSeq and is a predicted model, not a curated record. Bases 350 to 2062 code for a protein of 570 amino acids.
UAGAAGAUGGCAACACGCGUCUCCGGCUGGAUCGGAGCGCCAUGGAGAUUUGGCAGAGGAGGCCUGCAGCAACCGGCAAAGCAGCUUUAGUGGCCACGAGAUAGCUCCCAGCGUCUCUGAGCGGGACGCUAAGCUGCUCGUUCAAGGUUCAUGCAUAAUAUCGUCGGCUUGCCACGUAGCAACGACAGUGACAAUCCUGGUUCCAAAGGCAUCAGAUGGGUACACUUAUCAUGCUAUUUUAGAUCUUCGAGGUUGGCAUGGUGCUUUCGACUUGGUUGAGGGGAGCAGUCUAUCUCUGUGGAGAUAUCAAAACCAACCUCCAUAAUUGCUUCGAGCUGAUCAGUGCGAAAUGCGCACCGUACGCUUCCAGGAUCGCGACGAUCGAGAGGGUUACGACGCACUCACCACUGCAGAGCUGCUCGGCUCAGAACCAGAUGACACGCUGACGGAGCGGAGCGCUGGCACUGAGAGUGUAGAUCAGCACUCAAUCGGCGAAGAUGACGAGCAGUUGUUGUUGAGGCAACUGUCGGCGCUGCAGGUAGCUGGGCAACCUCGGUCCGUGCGGUUCGAAGACGAGGAGUCGAAUGGCUCACAUGAGCCUCAAAAGUAUCCUCGUGCAGCAAGCAUAACCUCCUCCUCGUCUCCUCCUCGAUCUCCUUUGCUAAAGAAAUUUUCGCCCGUCCAGGAUCGCAGAGUGAACACAGUUCUGCUCGAAGCACUACACCUCACCGAGAUAUCGAGAGACGAGAUUGGGCUGAUCGAGCGCUCUAUCAGGCGGCUCAACGACGUAAUUGUCGGUUUUGCUUUGCUGGUCGACAAACAGGUGAAAAUUGUCGGAGUGCCUAGCGACGAGGAUCGUGGACGGAUCAAAGCGGAUAUUCAAGAUCUCUCCAGUCAACUAAAGGCCUCGAAUUCAUUGAUUGAGAGCACUUGUGCACGUAUGAAAAAACAAUUAACGUCAGGAAGGAGCCAGCUCAGCGCUCAUAAGCGAAAGCUCAUGGCUCAAGGUGAAAUGGAAAACUCGGACAGCGAAAUGUCAGAAUGCACUUCUCCACGCUGCAGUGUCAACGAACAGCAUUCUCACCAGCAGCAACAGUUGCAGGAGCGUCAACUAACCCAAGGAAGGCCAGACCAGACUGGAAUUCGCUUUAAUCGAUCACCGCCACGACCAACUAUUGCACAAAACAUCCCAUACGGCUGCAGAAGUAUUCAAAGCAAAAGCAGUGCAUCGCCAAUGAAGGCUGGCAAUGCGUCACCAUGCAAAAGAAGUAGCCCACCGACAACUCCACGAGUAGCAAAAAUGCCUCUCAUUUGGCUCCUCAAGCCACGCCCUGAACAUGAUGACGAAGAAGAUGAAAUUGCACAUUCAGGCAUAGUAUCGAUCGAUCUAUUCAACUCCGUGUUGGACGCUGUGGGGCUUCAGGACAAAGAAUUCCUAGACAUGAGAGACUUGAAGACGUUCCUGCAUGGCACUCUAGCCUUCUUCAUCGCUCGGAAUCCCUCGUUGAAGUUGAUGGACAAAGCCUGUCAUCGACGUCUCAUGCCAGGCUACGUCAACGAGCUGGCCGAUGCGUUAGUGUUGGACAUGCAGCUAAUUCCACAGCUCUCGGGAAGGUCAGUCAUCGUUACACCGGUGAACGCAGUGGAGGAAUAUGUGUGUACAGAGCCGUUCCGCUUUGAUCAACUACUUCACGACGUCGAUGUGGAUCCCAGCGACAGCUCGACCAAAGAUUCGUCUUCUAACGGCUCACCUACAUUCGCUGGGGCGAUCGCCAUUACAUACCCCGGUAGUCCGUCCAAAGAGCGCAACGGUAGCCCAAUGAAUGGCGGUAAAGCAGCCGAAAUGACCAUGAUUAAGCCGCGGGAGCCCGAGCUCAUUGAGACUGCCGAGCAGACACUGGGCAUGGCCAAAUUGCUGCAUGAAUUGGCCACGGCUGAGUGCGAGGCGCGGAAUGGCAAUCGCAUCUCUAUCCGUGCGCAAGUGCCGCACUCCAAGGAGUUCUCAAAAGCCUACAUCGCCUCCUCCAAAGAGCUCAUGUUCCAGGAGACAAGCUUCCUCUGACGCGUUCAAACUGAGCGCUGGUCAAUUAUAAGGAUACUUCGAAGUAUGUGUUAGCUUGGUUUUCAUCCUUUUAAGAAUCUGCU